Molecule: messenger RNA, 861 nt
Organism: Haemonchus placei
Lineage: Eukaryota; Metazoa; Nematoda; Chromadorea; Rhabditida; Trichostrongylidae
Source: the annotation of a GenBank genome assembly
AUGUUCUUCAGCAGAGUUAUAUUCAACUACAUUGCUUUCAAAAGUCGGAAACCAUGGUUCGUCAUGGAGUUUUCGUCAAUGGGCUUUAUAGCGAAGCUGUUCAGGUGUAGCGAUCUCAAGUAUAUGACUCACGCCAUUGCUCUGUAUUAUCGUUUCAAACCAGUGGACUGGAUACUUAUGGACAUUCUGCAGAGUCGUUAUUGCAGCUUGGAUGAAAGCAAGAAAGAUUGUGCCAAGACCAUUCGGUGUUACCAGAUAAACUCAGGAACAUCGCAGUUUCAACAUGUCGGCAAGAUAUCCUCGUUAACAGGGAAAGUGCAGAAGAUUUACGACCAUACGUUCGGUACAGGCAAGUGGAACCCAUUCGCUGACGUUAUCUCCUCAAUGCCUACAGCAGAAAAAUACGAAGCGCAGGUUGGCUACUCAAGGAAUGUUGGUAUAUGGUUCACGAAUGUCACUGAAGGAGGCUUUGUGUCAAUCCUAUUCUUACAGCCAAUCAAUAUAAGUGGAGUAAUGUUCCUCAGCGGCGUUCCUCCUGCCAUUGAUGACAAGUUUGGACCGGAAACGGAAGUGUACGCUCUUGACACAGAAGGGAGGAGAACAAUUUUGGGAAGGUUUUCACUCAGUGGUGACUUCCUUUACCGUUCAGAUGGAACAUUUGUCGAGGAACUGCGAAUUGAGGUAAAAGCAUAUGCUGGAUUGGGUCAGUCGUGCGGUGGAUCAGGAGAUUUGCCUUCAGCCCUACUGAUCGUCGACUCACAGAGCUCGUUCAAAGACCAUGAAGCGAUUCAGGGCGCUUUGAUAGUUGGCAAGGAGGUGAAAGUGCUCAACAUUCCACCUAGUGCGACCUCUCAAAUUUAG